Molecule: messenger RNA, 788 nt
Organism: Aspergillus ruber CBS 135680
Lineage: Eukaryota; Fungi; Ascomycota; Eurotiomycetes; Eurotiales; Aspergillaceae
Exons: 2
Source: RefSeq, a predicted model, not a curated record
UGUCGCUUCGAGAAGCUUUCGCCGAACGAUCUUAUAUUCGAAAAGUCUCGCUAUCUUCAAUCAAAUCCAACAAAUAAUACCAUCUUUGUGGGCUCUUGCGUGAGACAUGUGCCUCUUUCGAGAGAGAAGCCCGAGCUUAUCGAGGAUGCGCUGAACAGAGGCUCAACCUUGAUCGAGCGGUUUUGUGCAGGGAUCCUCAUGUUGACUUAUUGGCAAACAGGCACAAGGAUCACAGAUCGCUUCACUGUCAUAGACAGGAACUCCAGUUCUAUCAUCAUGCGAGGAAAUCUCUAGCCGUAAAAGUCCAAACGGACCACCAGAGAAUGUAGGGAUGGAGAUCGAGAUGGAGACAUUUCCCAAAGUCAGCGUAUAAGUCGACAAGGAACGCCGUCUUGUGUGGUUUCGCUUCAAUAAUCUGUUCUGUCAGCAAGACCCAACAGGGACACGUUCGAUUCCAGUUGCCAUGCUUUGGCUUCACUUUCAAUACUACAAGCUAUUAGUCCAGAGCGGAGUCGACUCUUGUACAUAGAUCUCCGGUACUGAUUACCACAUUUUGUAUCACAACGAGAUGCGGGGGUUUAAAAUGUGACAAUGGUAUUGAAAAGUCUCGGAUGGCGUUUUUUUGCGCCAUAUUCAUUGCAUAUGCUUUGUUGGCUGUAACGCCGAAAUAAGUAUAUCCCCCAAUAAGCGAGUGCAUAAAGCAAACAAUCUGGGCUCAUAUCAACGUUAUCUUAUCGGGAGGAUCAUCUUGAGCCCAGCUCCGUCAGCUCUUCACCCUUUGUCCACUU